Molecule: messenger RNA, 504 nt
Organism: Triticum turgidum subsp. durum (durum wheat)
Lineage: Eukaryota; Viridiplantae; Streptophyta; Magnoliopsida; Poales; Poaceae
Source: the annotation of a GenBank genome assembly
AUGGCGCGGUGCAUGCCCCUCCUCGCCUCCCUGCUGCUGCUGGCCCUCGCCGGCGUCGCCUCCGCCGACAAGGCCCCCGAGAGCGGCUUCAUCGUCACCGGCCGCGUCUACUGCGACCCCUGCCGCGCCGGCUUCGAGACCAACGUCUCCAAAAACGUCGAAGGGGCGACGGUGGCGAUGGACUGCCGGCCGUUCGGCGGCGGCGAGAGCAAGCUCAAGGCGGAGGCGACGACGGACAACAAGGGGUGGUACAAGAUCGAGAUCGAUCAGGACCACCAGGACGAGAUCUGCGAGGUGGUGCUGACCAAGAGCCCCGACGCGUCGUGCGCCGAGAUCGAGGAGUUCCGCGACCGCGCGCGCGUCCCGCUCACCAGCAACAACGGCAUGAAGCAGCAGGGCACCCGCUUCGCCAACCCCAUCGCCUUCUUCCCCAAGGAGCCGCGCAAGGAGUGCGGCGGCAUCCUCCAGGCUUACGACCUCAAGGACGCACCCGAGAACCCAUGA